This is a messenger RNA of Lycium barbarum (goji berry), 2453 nucleotides long. RefSeq names its product protein SIEVE ELEMENT OCCLUSION B-like. Gene Ontology annotation, biological process: phloem development. Bases 77 to 2218 code for a protein of 713 amino acids. The record is from RefSeq and is a predicted model, not a curated record. The transcript is spliced from 7 exons. NCBI's taxonomy places the organism in Eukaryota, Viridiplantae, Streptophyta, Magnoliopsida, Solanales, Solanaceae.
CAUCAUCGAAUCAAAGGCAGUGUAUAAUUUAAUUAGCCUAUCCUUUUCUUCUUCAAUUAAAAACCCAAACUAGAAAAUGACUAGUCGUGCUUUGGUGCCUGCACCACCUCGUAUGAGGCCUCCUCAUCCGCGCCCAGUUUUCUCAAUGUCGGAUGAUCAUGCUAUGUCAAAGAAAAUUCUUGAUACUCAUAAUCCUGAUGGUCGCGACGUUGAUGUUAAACUCAUCCUCGAUAUUGCUGAGGAGAUUUUUCAACAUUCCUAUUCUGCUGGCAUUGAUGGUGUCCUACAUGGCACUCCUGACCAUCAUGAAGCCAAUAGUGAAGCAUUGAAGUUAGAAGAAAAGGCAUCACUUGCCUUUGAGGGCAUCCUCGAAGGAUUGGCUUAUGUCCUACACAGAGUCUCUUGCGAGUUGACAUGCAAGUGCUCUGGUGGAGGUGAUAGCCAUCCAACAACAAUGUCAAUCUUAGCUAUGCUCUCUGGCUACCAAUGGGACGCAAAACUAGUGCUAUCCUUAGCAGCAUUUGCCAUUACCUAUGGUGAAUUCUGGCUUGUAGCUCAGAUGUUUGCUACUCAUCCUUUGGCCAAAUCUGUAGCCCUCUUGAAACAGCUACCAGACAUCAUGGAACACCAUGGUAGCCUCAGGUCCCGAUUUGACGCCAUCAACGAACUCAUCAAGGCCAUUUUGGAAGUAACCAAAUGCAUCAUCGAAUUCAAGAAGCUUCCUUCUCAGUACAUCUCUGAAGAUCAACCACCUUUGUCUGUCGCGAUUACUCACAUUCCUACUGCUGUUUAUUGGACCAUUAAAAGUAUUGUUGCUUGUGCUUCUCAACUUACUAGCUUUCUUGGAAUGAGCUAUGAGCUGAUAGCAGCUACCACAGCAGACACAUGGGAAAUGUCAAGCUCAACACACAAGCUGAGAAGCAUAAGCGAUCACCUCAGAGCUGAAUUAGACCGUUGCUAUCAGCAUAUUCAGGAAAAGAUGCACGUUGAGUACUAUCAGAUGCUGGUGCACCUCUUCGAGACAACACAAUUCGACAACAUGAAGAUUAACAGGGCCAUGAUUUACAUCAAGGAUGAUUUACUUCCACUUGAAAUAGGAACCACUAACACGAGGACGAGUAUUGAAGUGCUGAGAAGAAAGACUGUUCUGCUUCUGCUGUCAGAUCUUGACGCAACCCCUGACGAGAUAUUAGUGUUGUCCCAAUUUUACAAUGAUUCGAGGGCAAGGCAAGAAUUUCAAUACGAAAUAGUGUGGAUUCCGAUUGUGGAUCGAUCUAAGGAAUGGAGUGAAGAGCAUGAACUUAAAUUUAAGAAGCUACAAGCACUUAUGCCGUGGUACACGUUGCAUCAUCCUUCCUUGUUAGAGCCAGCAAUCGUCAAGUUCGUCAAAGAAAAAUGGCAUUUCUCCAAGAGAAUGAUGCUUGUAACAUUGGAUCCCCAACAGGGCAAAGUUGCCUGUCCAAAUGCUAUUCACAUGGCUUGGAUUUGGGGAAAUUUGGCCUAUCCCUUUACUAUUUCCAAACAGGAAGCUCUGUGGAGUGUGGAAUCUUGGAGACUUGAGCUCAUCGUCGAUGGCAUUGAUCAGAAUUUAAUCGAAUGGAUGACGAGUGGUAAGUAUAUCUGUUUAUAUGGAGGAGAAGACAUCGAAUGGAUCCGUAAUUUCACAAAAUCGGCACGAAGCGUGGCACAGAGAGCUGGGAUCAACCUACAAAUGAUCUAUGUAGGAAAAGGCAACAACAAGGAGAGAGUUAGAAAGAUCAGCGAAAUGAUAACCAAGGAAAAUCUGAGCUAUUGCUUGAUGGACUUAACAUCAGUUUGGUACUUCUGGACAAGAAUUGAGAGUAUGUUCUACUCUAAAAUGCAGCUGGGGAAAACCAUCCAAGAGGAUAAAAUUAUGCAAGAAGUGUCGACAAUGCUGAGCUUCGACGGAAGUGAUCAAGGGUGGGCCCUUAUAAGCAGAGGAUCGUUCGAGAUGGCACGAGCCAAAAGCAAUGUCAUCACCCAGACAUUGAAUGAGUACCCUGAUUGGGAAGAAGAUGCUAGAGAAAAAGGAUUUGUGCCUGCACUUAUUGAUUAUUUCAUGAAAUUGCACACUCCUCAGCAUUGCAAUCGCCUAAUUCUUCCGGGACUUGAUGGUGAUAUUCCUGAAAUGAUAGUGUGUGCUGAAUGCGGAAGGCCUAUGGAGAGGUUCUUCAUGUACCGUUGCUGCAAUGACUGAGGGGUUGUUUCUGUGCAAUCUAUUGCUUGAUAUAAUGUGCGGUUCUAGUUUAUAUGUUUUUGUUGUCCAAAAUAAUAGGUGGUCUUUGGUACCACUUUUUCCUUUUACUGUGCAAGUCAUAUGUUGUUAUGUAAUUGUCUGGCUAUCGAAGGAUGUCUUUGAUCAGCUUCAGACUACUAUUGAGUGUGAAAUAAUUUAUAGGUAAUGAAAUCGAGGCACGUCUUUUUUUUUGUUA